GAAGAAACGCGUUGAUAUUUCUACCAAAUAAAUAAUCAAGCUAUAUUCCAGCUUGUAUUGAUCCAAGUGGCUGUUAUAACUCCCGGUUCAAAAAUCUGGAUAGCUUGGUUACAUAUAUAUCAGUGCCUUCAAGAUGACAGAAAGCAAUAUCAAAAAGGCUCUUGAGCUUGUACAAUACCCAGAAACAAAUGUUCGUUUACAAGCAGAACUCGAAUUGAAGAAUUUUGAAAAUUUGCCUGAGUUCCCUCUGUAUUUAACGAACAUCGCAGCUUCUGGAGCUUCAAUCCCUUUGCGACAGGGAUCCUUAAUCUAUUUACAGCGGUUUAUUACUCACCAUUGGUCCCCCUUGUUUGAACAGUUCCAAGAAGGUCCUAUACCUGACGAAAAUAUUAAGCGUACGGUGAGAGAUGCCCUUCUUCAUCAAUUGGUUUCCUUGGAAAACUACCAGCUUAAUAAAGCAGUCGCUUAUGCAGUAUCUUUGAUUGCAAACGUUGACUUUCCGGAUGAAUGGCCUGAGGUUUUUCCCUGUGUUUUACAGUUACUCGAGUCAAACAAUGAAAAUUCUAUCAAUGCCGCACUCGAUGUCUUGUGUGAGUUGAUUGAUGAGUCAUUGGUGGAGGAACAAUUUUUUAUCAUAGCACCACGUCUUUCUGAGACUCUAUAUCAACUGGUUUUGCUAGCUCCUCCUAAUGACUCUUUACGAAAACUGCAAGCCCGUGCGAUAGGAUUAUUUCGCUCAUGUUUGGAAUUAUUGGAAAUGUAUAAAGAAACCCGUUAUGAGCCAGUUCGCGUCUUUGUUGACCGACUAUUACCUCCAUGGAUGGACAUGUUUAUUCAAAAAUUACAGACUCCUCUUUUUCAGGGUAAUGAACUUUUGGGUGACUCUACGGGUAUAUUUUGUAUAAUGGGAGAAAUUUCCUUGUCUUUAUCGAAAUUAAGGGAAUUGUUUCCAUCAAAGUUAUCAACCUAUGUUGUAAGACUAGUUGAUUUAAUUUGGGAUAUCCUGCAAAAGUUGCUUCCCAUUUAUCUUAAAGAUGUAGUCUUUGACAGUUGUUCGGAUGAGAACGUUUUUGGCAUGAAUUUUCCUCUUCGUUAUCUAAUGGAACUACUUCAGUUCGUUGGUGUAGCUUUACAGAACAAGUCUGUUCAAGCCCUUUUCUUAGCCAGUAAUUCUUCUUUAUCUAGUCUCCCUCCUUGUAUAUCUGUUUUGGUUCAAUAUGCCCAGCUUUCUAAAGGUCAAACUGAACAAUACGAAAACGAUGUUAACGAGUAUAUAAUCAACGAAACGAAUUAUGACGCAUUUGUUGAUACAGUGCGUGGAGCCGCUGUUAACGUACUUUCUUCUUUUGAACAGCAUACAAAUUUAAGGCUCCAACAACACAUUCGGGAACUGGCUAGCACUUACAUUUUGGAAAAUGACAUAAACUGGAUUCAUCAAGAAGCUUUGCUAUACGCAUGCUGCUCCAUCGAUGCCGCUUCAGAUGAUACUUAUGACGACUUUUUGGAGCCAGUAUAUAAAGCCAUAUCUGUUCGAAUGCAAACUUCUGAUGUAUCUGAGAUAUUGAUGGCUAGUUUCUUUAAUUUCGUUGGCUACUUUUCAGAGAGUACUCCCCUAGCCAUUGAAUUUUUUCAAAUAUUUUUGAAUUGUAUCUCGAAUGCUGCUCAAUCAGACCUAGUAAAAUUUGCUGCCAUUAAGGGAAUUGAGAGAUUAUGCUCUGUUAGUGAAAUAAAACCAUCACCUUCGGUGCAACCUGUUGUGCUGCAAGUUCUUAGGCAGUAUGUUCAAAACAGCUACGACGAAUCGCUCGUUCUUCUGGUCGAAGCAAUCACGGCGUUGGCUCGAUUGGACUGUCAAAAAGCCGCGGAGCCAGAUAGUUCAUUUAUUCCGGUAUUAUUCAACCUUAUAGCUAAUAAUCCUUCUGAUCCUUAUAUAUCCGGACUAAUCGAAGAUACGUUUGAGGACCUCACUAGUGAGGCAGCUAGUUACGAAAGUGUUUGCGAAAUAACUAUGCCAGAAUUGCUACAGGUUUUAAGCCAUCCAGACCCCAAUUUGGUAAAUGUUGGAUGCACCCUUCUUUCUUCUUUAAUUCGUGCCGGGCCUUCUCCUCUUCCAGCUGGUUUUAUCAAUUACGUUUUGCCCCCUAUUUACCAAAUUACAGAAACACAUAAUGAUGAUUUGGAACUGCUUCAACUCUCACAAGAAAUCAUAAGAGAGCUCUUGCGUAAAGACUGCCCACAGGUAUUACAAGCAGAAAUAUCCGGAGCAACAGGACUGCAAUAUAUUCUGUAUAUAUUGCAAAAGCUCUUAUUGAGCAAAUCUGAUGAUUCUUCAUGUUUUCUUGUGGGAACGAUUCUUUUAGAACUCUUGGAACAUGCAAAUCAGGCCGUAGAUUUGCAACCUGUUUUGCUUUCUUGUCUACAAAGAGCAAUUGUUGCUGAACAACCUCGUUUUAUUCAGAGCAUAAUAUACGUUUUCUCAAAAAUGAUCAACAAAAAUGCUGAAGCUGUUUUGGAUUUUUUGACAAACUCUACAGUAGAUGAGAGAGGGACAUUCGCAUUAGAAGCGUUAAUGCAAGUUUGGUGUGAUAAUUAUGUUUACUUCAGCAAUUUUAAGAACUUGUCUGUCAUUUGUAUUGCCAUGAUAAACAUUUACAAAGCACAAACAAGUCUUUUGGAUACGAUCCAAGUAAAAGGUGAUAUAAUAUCACAAUCCGAUAGAAUCGUUACCCGUUCUCAGGCUCGUCUACAUCCAAAUCAAUAUACAGCCAUCAGCGUACGCGAAAAGUUGGUUAAGCUAUUGGUUGAUGAAUAUAUGUCUCUUUCUAGAGAAUCUGUUGUAGAAGAAAUUUCCAAUGAUGAGGCUGAUGAUUGGGACGAUGGCCCAUCGAACGUUGAGGAUUUGGGCUUAUCUGCGGAUGAAGUCAAUGAACUUGCUAAAGAUGAAUUUCCAUCCAUUAAAUCAUCCGCUGAAGGUGAGGAUGACACGACAGACUUGCAGUUCUAUCUACUUGACUUUUUAAAAAAUGCGAUGGCAAUCAACCUUAACAACUUUAACGAAUAUGCUUCAAGGCUUACUGCAGAACAGCAAGCUGCUUUGGCAAGCAUUGAAUAGGUUUCUGGGGCAAAAAAAUAAAGAAUGGAUGAAAUCAACCAUUAUUAGUGUGAAAAAUACAUACAUGUAAUUAAUUUCAAGUUGGGUCAUGCUUACUGUAUACAUAUGGGUUUUAGAUUACAGUUGGCAUUAGAUAUUUUUCGUGUAGCAAAUUAAAGCUAUUACAAUGCUGAUAAUAUUGAUAAACUAAUUCGUAAAGUUUAGCAACUAUAGAUAUACAACCGAAGAAGGAUAAAGCCUCCUUGUAAAAAAAAAGAAAAAUGAAUGUUGAUAGUGAAUAACUUCAUCAAAACAAAAGACAUAAACAACACAAGGAUAGAACAGAGAAACAAGUAUUGUACA
This is a messenger RNA of Schizosaccharomyces cryophilus OY26, 3454 nucleotides long. Its product is annotated as karyopherin Kap14. The coding region runs from base 134 to 3112 and encodes 992 amino acids. Gene Ontology annotation, biological process: protein import into nucleus. Gene Ontology annotation, molecular function: small GTPase binding. The record is from RefSeq and is a predicted model, not a curated record. Lineage: Eukaryota; Fungi; Ascomycota; Schizosaccharomycetes; Schizosaccharomycetales; Schizosaccharomycetaceae. Gene Ontology annotation, cellular component: nuclear envelope; cytosol. The transcript is spliced from 9 exons.